AGACAGGAAAAAAGGCCCAAAAUUGUGGCAGUGUUUUAAUCUCCCUCACCGUCGACAUACACCAGUAGUUGCCUACAUCGAUCUAUCUGAACGCCGGAAAACCGUAACCGACGGCCGGAAUCCUAGCGCUACCUUGGUCUAUCCGGCAUACCGGCACCUGGAGAAGGUCUGACAUUCAGUAACUUCCCAAUUUCCUUUUCACAAGAAGGAAAUCGAAUAACCAACAAUAAAUACUAUGUCUAGUCGAAAAGAAACAGUUUUAGAUCUUGCCAAGUUUGUCGACAAGGGGGUCCAAGUCAAGCUCACUGGUGGAAGACAAGUGACUGGGACACUAAAGGGAUAUGACCAGUUGCUGAACCUUGUGCUGGAUGAAGCUGUUGAAUAUCUGAGAGAUGCUGAUGACCCGCUGAAGACUACUGACCAGACUAGACGCCUUGGCUUAAUUGUUUGUAGAGGAACAGCCGUAAUGCUGGUUUCACCAACUGACGGUACUGACGAGAUUGCAAACCCUUUUGUUCAGCCAGACGGUGCUUAGGUCUUGUUUGGCAACAAUGCCUUUAAUCUAUUGACAUGGUUUAGAUGUUAAUUAGACUUGGACAUAUUUCUAAAUGUAACGCAGUAAUUGUAAGAUUAAGUGUAUGCACCCUGAAAAAGUGAAUAUUUGGUGUACUGAAAAGUUGCUGGUUUCAUGAUC
Molecule: messenger RNA, 694 nt
Organism: Spinacia oleracea (spinach)
Lineage: Eukaryota; Viridiplantae; Streptophyta; Magnoliopsida; Caryophyllales; Amaranthaceae
Product: sm-like protein LSM7
Exons: 6
Coding region: 236-535 (99 amino acids)
Biological process (GO): mRNA splicing, via spliceosome; nuclear-transcribed mRNA catabolic process
Cellular component (GO): U2-type prespliceosome; spliceosomal tri-snRNP complex; catalytic step 2 spliceosome
Molecular function (GO): RNA binding
Source: RefSeq, a predicted model, not a curated record